CCGCUACCUCUUCCUGUUAGCUAACGCAGCGCUUUCAUGUCAUACCACAUUCGGCUUCUCGUUGUUUGAUACAUUUUUCUCCCUUUGGUGGACGUUUCGGAGCGAAACACAGUCAUGGCAGAGACCAUUCAAAAGAAAUUUGAACUGGAAUUAGAAAAGUAUACUGUGCUCCAGAAAGAUGUUACCAAGAGCAUGUCAGCCAGACAGAAGCUGGAGACGCAGCUGACAGAAAACAACAUUGUCAAAGAGGAGCUCGAUCUGCUGGACAGCUCUAAUACAGUUUAUAAACUCAUUGGUCCUGUAUUAGUGAAGCAAGACCCAGAUGAGGCCAAAGCCACGGUUGCAAAGAGGCUGGAAUACAUCAACGGGGAAAUUCAAAGGUAUGAGACGCUCUUGAAAGACAUGGAGAAGAAGUCCGAUCAACAUCGAGAAGUCUUGUGCAGUUUACAGCAGGAGCUUCAGAAAGCUCAGGGCGUCGGCAAAGUCUGACCAAGCGAUCCGGCCUCACGCAUGCUACACACACAAACACCGUAGAGAGGGUUAGAACGGGAUGUCACCCUACAACACUGAGUCUGAGGAAAUUCUGCUUGUACCUUGUCAUUAAUUUGCAGUGAUAUUACUGUGAGUUUUCUCUUGUUACUAAUAAACAUGUUUUUCAUUAAA
Molecule: messenger RNA, 663 nt
Organism: Mugil cephalus (flathead mullet)
Lineage: Eukaryota; Metazoa; Chordata; Actinopteri; Mugiliformes; Mugilidae
Gene: pfdn6
Product: prefoldin subunit 6
Exons: 4
Coding region: 115-489 (124 amino acids)
Biological process (GO): chaperone-mediated protein complex assembly; protein folding
Cellular component (GO): prefoldin complex; cytoplasm
Molecular function (GO): protein-folding chaperone binding
Source: RefSeq, a predicted model, not a curated record